This is a messenger RNA of Musa acuminata subsp. malaccensis (wild Malaysian banana), 2285 nucleotides long. Its product is annotated as phragmoplastin DRP1C. Gene Ontology annotation, cellular component: membrane; microtubule; cytoplasm. Gene Ontology annotation, molecular function: GTP binding; GTPase activity; microtubule binding. The record is from RefSeq and is a predicted model, not a curated record. Lineage: Eukaryota; Viridiplantae; Streptophyta; Magnoliopsida; Zingiberales; Musaceae.
GGAACCCCUGGAGAGCCAUUCCUCUUUUUCUUUUUUCGUUUUGCAUUUUAUUUCUAUUCCCUUCUCUCUCGGAUCUCGCCUUCUCUGCUUCUUCUCCGUGGCAAUGGCGACCAUGGAGAGCCUGAUCGGCCUCGUGAACCGGAUCCAGAGGGCGUGCACCGUCUUGGGCGAUCAUGGCGGCGAGGGCUCCCUGUGGGAAGCUCUCCCCUCCGUCGCCGUCGUCGGCGGCCAGAGCUCAGGGAAGUCGUCCGUGCUGGAGAGCAUCGUGGGGAGGGACUUCUUGCCUCGUGGAUCUGGUAUCGUGACCCGGAGGCCGUUGGUGUUGCAACUUCACAAGAUGGAGAGUGGGUCGGAGUACGCGGAGUUCCUUCAUGCCCCUAGGAGGAAGUAUACCGACUUUGCUGGUGUUAGAAAGGAGAUUGCUGAUGAAACUGAUCGGAUAACUGGAAAAUCAAAACAAAUAUCCAAUGUUCCAAUCCAUCUGAGCAUUUACUCGCCACAUGUGGUUAACUUAACACUCAUAGAUCUUCCUGGGUUGACAAAGGUUGCAGUAGAGGGACAGCCUGAAUCAAUAGUCACAGAUAUUGAAGAUAUGGUGCGGUCUUAUGUUGAAAAGCCCAAUUGUAUCAUACUGGCCAUAUCUCCUGCGAAUCAAGACAUUGCCACCUCAGAUGCCAUCAAGCUUGCAAGGGAAGUAGAUCCUUCAGGUGAGCGAACUUUUGGUGUCGUGACAAAGCUUGAUCUUAUGGACAAGGGUACCAACGCUUUAGAUGUGCUUGAAGGAAGAUCGUAUCGGUUACAACAUCCUUGGGUAGGAAUUGUUAAUCGGUCACAAGCUGAUAUUAACAAGAAUGUAGAUAUGAUUGCAGCACGACGCAAAGAACAAGAAUAUUUUGCAAAUAGCCCUGAUUAUGGACAUCUGGCACAUAAAAUGGGUUCGGAGUAUCUCGCAAAACUAUUAUCCAAGCAUCUGGAGAGUGCAAUCAGAGCACGAAUACCAAGUAUAGUAGCUUUAAUUAAUAAAACAAUUGAUGAGCUUGAGGCUGAGUUGGACCGUCUUGGCAGACCUAUUGGAGCUGAUGGAGGGGCGCAGCUUUACACAAUAUUGGAGAUGUGUCGUGCAUUUGAUCGAAUUUUUAAAGAGCACUUGGAUGGAGGACGACCUGGUGGAGAUAGGAUCUAUGGGGUUUUCGACAACCAACUACCUGCAGCUCUGAAGAAGCUCCCAUUUGAUAGACAUCUUUCUUUACAUAAUGUUCGAAAGGUUAUUUCUGAAGCAGAUGGUUACCAGCCUCAUCUGAUUGCGCCCGAGCAAGGAUAUAGAAGGCUUAUAGAUAGCUCUCUAGGCUAUUUCAAGGGUCCGGCAGAAGCAUCCGUGGAUGCUGUGCACUUUGUUUUGAAAGAACUUGUUCGGAAAUCUAUUGGUGAAACAGAGGAACUGAAGCGCUUCCCAACUCUUCAGAGUGAUAUAGCAGCUGCAGCAAAUGAAGCUUUGGAAAGGUUCCGGGAUGACAGCCGGAAAACAGUUCUUCGUCUAGUAGAAAUGGAGUCAGCCUACCUCACAGUGGACUUCUUCAGAAAACUCUCUCAUGAACCUGAUAAAGGUUCAAAUCCUGGUUCAACUCCCAAUACUCCAGCACCCGACAGAUAUGGUGAUCACCACCUGAGGAAAAUUGGUUCCAAUGUGUCAUCUUAUGUUGGCAUGGUAUGCGACACACUGAAGAAUACUAUACCAAAGGCUGUCGUUCAUUGUCAAGUCCGCGAAGCAAAGAAGUCGCUGCUUAAUUAUUUUUAUGCGCAAGUUGGGGGGAGGGAGAAGAAGCAGCUUAGUGCUAUGUUGGACGAGGACCCAACUCUCAUGGAGAAGAGAAAUGCCAUAGCUAAGAGACUGGAGCUCUACAAACAUGCAAGAGAUGAGAUUGAUUCUGUUGGCUGGAAAUGAUAGUCUAAACAGACUGGAUAUGAGAUCUGCAUAUUACAACAAUUAUAAUGGCUACCAAAGGAAAGGUUCCAUUUCGACACUUGACGUUUUCAUACUUGAAGCAAAAUGCCUUCAAACAUCAUGAAGAGCAUCAGUCUAUUGAUUGAUCAUUUUAUCUCUUUUAUUCUUUGUAACACUUGAACUGUAACUACAAUUGCGAUUGAUCUUCAACAUGAAGAGUCUGUCUACGGUUAGAUAUUUGGUUCUCAUUGGUGAUUUCUACACAGCAUACUCUUCAUGUUGUUAGCUACAGUUACAUUGUUUUUCCUAUUGGAAUUCUAUGCAUAAGGUGUUCACACAAAAA